Messenger RNA from Haliotis rubra (blacklip abalone), 915 nucleotides. Its product is annotated as ceroid-lipofuscinosis neuronal protein 5-like. The transcript has 5 exons. The record is from RefSeq and is a predicted model, not a curated record. Lineage: Eukaryota; Metazoa; Mollusca; Gastropoda; Lepetellida; Haliotidae. Gene Ontology annotation, cellular component: lysosomal membrane; lysosome. Gene Ontology annotation, molecular function: hydrolase activity, acting on glycosyl bonds. Gene Ontology annotation, biological process: lysosome organization. Bases 1 to 915 code for a protein of 304 amino acids.
AUGUUGCUGACAGCUCUGAUACUGUUUUCUCAUGGAAUCAUUUGGACGACAGUCGAGGCUGGGAGUUUUGACUAUGUUAUGCCACAUAGACGCUUUAAAAGUAGACCACCAGUGGAUCCUCGCUGUAAAAACCCACAGGACAAACACUUCUGUUCCGACGGAGUGCCGAUGGUGACUUUUGAUGACGACGACACCAUAGUGAUCUACAGCAUGAGGGGAAGUGGAAGACGCGUUCCAUCUAUCGACAAAGUGAUGCCGCAUCACGCCGGCAUUGGCCUGCACAACCUCAACACUGGCUUCUACUACACCUUGGACUGGGCCCAUAUGUUCAGCAUCAUAAACUGCUCCCGACCCGCGGUGCUGGAAGAUGAUUCGUUCCUCUGGUGUAACCAGGGCGCAUCGUGCUUCAGUUCCAACUUCAGCAGCUUCUUCCAAGGGCCAAAAGCAGUACGCCAUCCGGUGGCGAAGACAACCGGCAAACUCCUCAAUGCUUUCUCACACUGGGUCACGUGGGACAACAGUACUGGUAUCUAUGGCGACACGGCACAUCUGAUGCGUUCCAGAGAUGGUCCCUACUGGACGGAGUCCUGGGACUGUGGCAGCUUUGUUCAGCGGGCAUUUCAAGCCCUUUAUGAUCUCGGCGUGAGAUUCUAUCCCGACUUUCAACCAACCUACGACCUGGCCAUCGCCUACACAUAUAUGCCUGAAUACCUGGGCAACCACACGGAGAUAUUCGGCGUUGACGGAGACCCAGUCUUGGCCCAGAGGCUGAUCUCGUUCUUCAAGACAUGGGGCGACAAAGAUAUUGACUAUUUGUACAUGUAUUACAAUGAAGCUUACUGGUAUGCGAAGUUUACAUCCCGAGCUCCAGACACGCUUACCCAAAUGGUAGUCCCGUUACCAGGGUACGAGUAG